CCGGGCCAAUCGGAAGCGAGGUUACAGGGAGGCGGCUGAGCGGGCGGUGGGGGUGGGAAGCUAGAUUAGGAGCGAGACGUGAGGCUAGAACCCCGAGCGUGGUCGGUUGGAGCCACUAUGUCUGCCCGGAGGCACAUUGGGAAUCCUGAGUAUCUGACCAGACGGAUACCACAGAACCCAAGGUAUCAACAUAUCAAGUCAAGACUGGAUACUGGGAACAGUAUGACCAAAUACAUCGAGAAGCUAGAAGAGAUUAAAAAAAAUUAUAGAUACAAAAAAGAUGAACUUUUCAAGAGACUAAAAGUUACCACUUUUGCCCAGCUGGUCAUUCAAGUUGCUUCCCUGUCAGAUCAAACACUGGAAGUGACAGCUGAGGAGAUUCAGAGGCUGGAAGACAAUGACUCCGCAACUCCAGAGGCUGAUGCUGAAGUUGCUGCCGAGACCAAUGGGAGAGGGAGCCCUGGGGAGCAGCCACCCAGUCCUGUCCAGUUCAUCAACAGCCCAGAAACAGGCGACUCGAGUCGCUCCACUCUCCAGAGCGUCAUCAGUGGCGUUGGGGAACUGGAUGUAGACAGAGGGCUAGUGAAAAAGGAAGAGCCCAGUGGUAAAGACAAGCCUUAUCCGGACUGCCCCUUCCUGCUGCUAGAUGUGCGGGACAAAGACUCUUAUCAGCAGUGCCACAUUGUCGGGGCUUACAGUUACCCAAUCGCAACUCUGUCCAGGACAAUGAACCCCUAUUCAAACGAUAUUCUUGAGUAUAAAAAUGCUCACGGCAAGAUCAUUAUUCUCUACGACGACGACGAGAGGCUGGCGAGCCAGGCGGCCACCACCAUGUGUGAACGCGGGUUCGAAAACCUCUUCAUGCUUUCUGGGGGUCUGAAAGUCUUAGCUCAGAAAUUCCCAGAAGGACUGGUCACUGGUGCCCUGCCAGCCUCUUGCCAGCAGGUCCUCCCUCAUGCUUCUGCCCGGAAACGAUCCAGCCCCAAAAUGCCACCCCUGCCAGCUGAGAACAAAUGGAGAUUUACCCCAGAAGACUUGAAAAAGAUAGAAUGCUAUCUGGAAGCGGAGCAGGGCCUGGCAGGCAAUCAGGGCCGAAUGAACCAGAAUAACUCCGGCGGAAGAGACUUGAAGGUGCCUGCUGGCCGCAGUGGCCAGAACCUGCCCACCGGGGGCCCUGCUGGCCACUCAAACCCCCGCACACCCAACAGCGGUCACCUGCAAGGCAAACCCUGGAAGUGAAGACCUGUGUCAUGUAGUCAAAUAAAUGUCCCCUCCUUUUGGAACCCCAGCACUCCCACCUUGGUCAUUUUCAGAACUGGUGUCGAGAAAGCCGCACUCCAGGCCAGACCAGGCCAGACCAGGCCAGACCAGGCCAGACCAGGCCGGACCAGGCCAGACCAGGCCCGCCCCUCCUGUUUGCAGCCCCCUCCCUUCACUCAGGAAGGAUUCUGACAGAUGACCACAAGAACCAGAGCUUGACAGGCUCUCCUGCCCUCUCUAUUGUUUACAGGAUAGCCAUGUCUCUGGAAACUGAAUAGGAAAAAAGAAAGAUACUUUCUUUUAAAUAAGGUCCAGCCUGUUUGGUCUGUAACCAGUGUUGUUUUGUAAUAAUUCCCUCACAUCUGCUGGUGUGUUCUUCCCAGCCAGCUUUUUUUCAUUCACUGUUGAUUUCAUGAAAGAUUCUCUAGGUGGGCCUGCAUUGGCCUCUGUCCCGAGGGGUGCAGAUGCGUCUUGGUUCCCGCAGCCCACGGGCCCAGUGGGGACCCCCCCUAGGCCAGGUGCCUGGCUGAGUCACCCAGCCUGUGUGCUGCAGGCUCUGCUGGGAGUUUGAGGCUGAGGAGUCUCUGAGCAUGGUUCCAUCUUACUGGGUUAGCAGAGAGGCGCUAUGCAAAAUAAUCCCCUUGUCAAAUGGUUCCCGAGACCAAAAAGGUGUGUGCUCAGCUGCCCUAACACCUAAAGGAGGGCCUAGUAGAGGAAGGUCCCAGCGUCUUCCAGCUGGGUGCUGAGAGCCCUGGAAGGCCACCACUGCUGGCCCCUCCAUUGUGAGCCUUAGAUCAAUUAAAAUCUCCCAUUGCCUAAUCUGAGCCCAGCUGUGUUAGCUGGCUAGCAAUCACAGUCACUUGAGAGCAUCAGCGUCGUCGUCGUCGCUCAGGCAAGGGGAAGGCACAGGUGAGGAGGACUCCCGAGUCCUCUGUCAGGGCUGACAACCCUCGAGCCCUUGCCUAAAAAUACAGUAUUAGUCUAAUUGAGUAAUGAGUGCAAUUUCCUGCUUGCUUUUCAUUCUCACGACUGAGCUGUGAUUAGGAGGCUGUGAUUAUAGAUUCUGGUUUUGGCCGGAAUUUUGAAUUGGCAUUAAUUGAAUUGCUAGAUGACUGACAUCCAUUCUCUUUAAUUGGGGGAACAAAAGACCUCAGGUAAGGAUGAGGCGCAUGAAGUCACGGGAAGGAAGAGCCCUGUUAAUUUUUAUGGUCUGUGAUCGGAGCUGUGAUAAGGGACUAAGGAAUAAAUUGUGCUCUUUGUCAUGGCAACCAGCUUCUGAAAAGCCAACUGAAAAUUGCCUAUCCUUAGGUGGUUACUGCUGCUGGGUAAGAUUCACCUUAACAGUACUAUUUUCUCACCACUAAAAAAAAAAAAAGGAAAAAGAAAAAGGCCCUACAGUAUUUCUAGCAUGAGGGCUGUGUUUGUAAGAGAAAUAAACGUAAUAAAUAUCUCAUGGAGACAUAUGGAAAAAUAACUCAGUCAGCCCAGCUCUGUUUCAGAAUGUGUUUAUUCUUCUCUACUUGAUUUCCAAAGUGCAACAUUUUCCAAUGCUUUAGAAAUCAAACAAACCAGGGACAUUGUUCAGAUGUCAAGCCGUGCCCAAUUUUCCACAAGAUUCUCGAAUCUUGUAUAAAAUUCAGCCAACGUACACAUAGUUUUAAUGAGAAGCCUGUCAUGUUUCCCCAUAAAUUUAUUGCCUGAGAACUUAGUUCAGCCUUUUGCUAAUGCCAAAACGCACUGGCUUUUUAUUUUCUUUACGGCAUAGAUAGAAAAAUGCAAAUUUUUCCACAUUUGAUUUUCCCCUAGCAUGGACAAGAUUUUCAGUCAUCUUUGACACAUAUACAUUCCUAAGGAAAGUAUUUUCCUCGGGAGCAGAGUUCUGGCUUGCCACUUUAACAUGGGCUAGUCAGGAGGUUAGACCUCCUCAUCCAAUUCUAUUUUGAAAGAACCAUUCCGCCAACGGAUGGUAGUGUCAGAAACUAUUGUAUAGAUGUGCAAAACCCGGCUAGCGGAAGCAGUUAAAAUUGCUGUGUGUGUACUGGCGUGGGCCAGCAGGCUGAAUGUGUUUCCGUGUGCCUCUCCACAGCACUUUGCCCUGCUGGCAGAUUUCAAACUUCCAAGAGACCUGAUCCGACUCCGCACUCAGUGUUACUCUCCGACGCUGUUGCUUCUUAACAUUCCGCUUUACCAGUUCCUUCAUUAGAGUAUUUGACAUGUAUUAUUUAAAUGAUCAGUGAUACUUUGUGCAAUUAUGAAUGUUGAAGAUUAAAGAACGUAGUUACUAA
Molecule: messenger RNA, 3545 nt
Organism: Peromyscus maniculatus bairdii (prairie deer mouse)
Lineage: Eukaryota; Metazoa; Chordata; Mammalia; Rodentia; Cricetidae
Gene: Cep41
Product: centrosomal protein 41
Biological process (GO): cilium assembly
Cellular component (GO): ciliary basal body
Source: RefSeq, a predicted model, not a curated record